Cryptotermes secundus is the source of this 1612-nucleotide messenger RNA. RefSeq names its product dnaJ homolog subfamily C member 8. Lineage: Eukaryota; Metazoa; Arthropoda; Insecta; Blattodea; Kalotermitidae. Bases 244 to 1023 code for a protein of 259 amino acids. The record is from RefSeq and is a predicted model, not a curated record. Gene Ontology annotation, cellular component: nucleus. The transcript is spliced from 6 exons.
AUUGAUAUUAUUUCACUUGCCGCAUUCACAACGGGUGCGUGUGGUGAUGUAGUUCUGUAGCAUUUCAAAUUAUUCUCAUUGUCUAAUUUGGUAUACGCAUGUUUCUCGCUUUCUACAAGGUUAUACUAAUGGAACGAAACUGGCAUAUCCAGAGAUCACAACACGAUGCGGCGGAACUUCGUCAAUCGUUGCCAACUUCUGACGCGGAUUCAUUUUUAGAGCUAACUCAGCGGUAAAGGUAGGAUGGCAAAUUGUAAUGUAAAUCUUACAAUGAAUCCAGAAGUCCUUCCAUCAACCAGAAAAGAAGAGGCAUUCAACGAAUUUUAUACCGAAGUCAAGGAGAUAGAAAAACGUGAUUCAGUUUUGACACCUAAACAGCAAAUUGACAGGUUGCUUCGCCCAGGAUCAACAUAUUUCAACCUGAAUCCAUAUGAAGUUUUGCAGGUUGACCCUGACGUCCCUCUAGAUGAAGUUAAAAAGAAGUACAAACGGCUUUCCAUUUUGGUACAUCCCGAUAAGAAUCAAGAUGACCCUGACCGAGCACAGCAAGCAUUUGAAAUUAUCAACAAAGCUUGGAAGACCCUUGAAAACGAAGAAACAAGAACGAAGUGUUUGGAUGUGAUAGAGGAAGCAAAAGCUCGGACUGAUCACAUGAUAAGUGAAAAGCGGAAGAAGUUGAAGCGUGAGGGUAAGGAGCAGCGAGUGGAUGAAGAUGACCCUGGAAACUAUAAACACGCUGUGUACGUGAUGACAAUGAAAUUGUUUGCUGACAUGGAGCGGAAGAGAAGAGACCUUGAGCAGAGAGAUAUGGAGGAAAGAAAACGCAAAAGAGAACAGGAAAUAGAAGAAGAGGAAAAGGCUACAAUAGAAAAAGAAUGGCAGAAAAAUUUUGAGGAAUCCAGACAAAAUAGAGUAAACAGCUGGAAGGCUUUUCAAGCUGGAAGUUCCGGAACUACAAAAAAUAAGAACAAGAAGAUUCGUGGGAGCUUCAAGCCACCAAAACAUAAGGCAGAGUCAAGGUAACUGCCAAGCGUUCUUGCCGAUAGGUAAACGGUGUGCACAUCGUGGUUUUGUCCCAUUUGAUUCUGCAGACUACCAGUAUGGUUAUGCACUUCUGCAUGGUGGUCAUAUAUUUUGGAAAAUUGAACAUAAUUCAGACUCAAAUUGUGGACAUAUUUUCACUUCAAUGCUGGUGGUUACAAAGUUGUGAUGUUUGACUCUGUUGAAAAGAUAACUGUAGAAAACAAGAAAGAAAUUGUUGUGAAGGAAGUGUUUUGAUAUUUUUCUGUAGUUAAAUGGACAUUAAUUAGGUGCACAGAUCUGCAGUCUCACUAAUAGCACUGUCAGGUAUGAGUGAAUUUGAGCCACAGGAUGUUUCAUGUGUUAACUGAAGAACAAAAAGAAAAGGUUGCAUUGUGUUGUAUAUAGUUGCAGUGACUAUAACAAAACUGAAAAAGUGAUUUAAAAUUAAUGUGUGUCAAGGUCUAACUUAAAACCUCGUUCUUUUCUCUGAAACUGAAGAAAAAUAAACUAAUUUUAUAAAUAAGUGCGUUAUACACCUUCCAUGACUCCUAUGAAGUAUUUCAUGCUGUGAACAUCUGUUGUUUUCCGC